Amaranthus tricolor (Joseph's coat) is the source of this 1445-nucleotide messenger RNA. Its product is annotated as NADPH-dependent pterin aldehyde reductase-like. Gene Ontology annotation, molecular function: oxidoreductase activity, acting on the CH-OH group of donors, NAD or NADP as acceptor. The record is from RefSeq and is a predicted model, not a curated record. Gene Ontology annotation, biological process: folic acid-containing compound metabolic process. Bases 167 to 949 code for a protein of 260 amino acids. The transcript is spliced from 6 exons. Gene Ontology annotation, cellular component: cytosol. NCBI's taxonomy places the organism in Eukaryota, Viridiplantae, Streptophyta, Magnoliopsida, Caryophyllales, Amaranthaceae.
GGAUCUCAACAACCAUUUGCCGAACGGAGGAACUACUUGUAAAAUGUGAAUUCCCGUUGGGCUAUCAAUUGUCGUGGUCUAUGAAAUCUGCGAAAUAUCGCACUAACAUUUCUCUUCCUCCUCCUCCUCCUCCAAACAAUUUGGUUGAACUAAGGAUUGAUUGUGCAUGAGUCGAACAGCCAUGGCAGGCGUGUCAAGAGGAGCAAAGAGGACAGUACUCAUUACAGGAGUCACCAAAGGUUUAGGUAGAGCUCUUGCUUUGGAAAUGGCUAAACUAGGUCAUUGCGUUAUUGGCUGUGCCCGUUCCCAGGAUACCCUAAAUUCUCUUCAAACCCUACUUCCCAAUUCGCCCGACGAUUCUUCUCAUCUCUUACUCAACGUUGAUGUGAGGUCCAAUACUAGUGUGCAGGAACUUGCGAAAUUGCUUGUUGAGAAGAAGCGCAUUCCUGAUAUCAUUGUAAAUAAUGCUGGCACUAUUAAUAAAAAUAACACCAUCUGGGAGGUUCCAGCAGAAGAGUUUGAUACUGUGAUUGAUACUAAUGUUAAGGGGAUAGCUAACAUGCUCCGUCAUUUUAUCCCUCUUAUGCUUGAGAAGAAGCAUGGCAUCAUUGUCAAUAUGUCAUCUGGCUGGGGACGAUCUGUUGCUGCACAGGUUGCCCCUUAUUGUGCUUCAAAAUGGGCAGUUGAAGGUUUGACUAGAGCAGUUGCAAAGGAGCUGAGUAGUGGCGUGGCAGCCGUUGCCCUUAGUCCUGGAGUAGUACACACUGAGAUGCUUGAAUCAUGCUUUGGCAGUUCAGCUAGUGUCUAUCCAAAGCCUGAUCAGUGUUGCCGGAGCGUUUAUGGGAAAAUUAUACCCCCAACCUUCCCGUUGUUUGUCUAUGUAAACAAGGAUUUCAACUUCAUGGAUGACGUGUCAAUGUCGUGCCUGCUGUCAAUCCAGUCCCCUUGAUAAAUACUCCCGUAGUACAAUAAAAAAGGGCUCCUAGGGCAGCAACUAUGAUACUUAAUCUGACAGCUGCUGACAAUGGUGCUUCUUUAACUGUGUAAAGAGUAGUAGCUAUGUUAACCAUAGUGCCCUUUCCCUCUUGAACAUUCUUUUUUUCACAUGGGUGUUUGGUAAAAUGGAAUAUUGGGCAAUGUUAGCUCAUUGUAGUACAAAUAGAAGGUUGGAUAAUUUAGCAGGUUGACGCAAUUUGUUAUGAAAAAGUUGUCUUUGAACAAUUUGCUCAUAGCAGCGUGUUCAACAUUAAUUGAUCCAACCAGUUGAUCAAAAUAGCUGUUCAAAUCUGUUACUCCAAUCAGCUAUAAGUUAUUAGCUAUCGGUUGUUGCCAAAUACUCUCAUAAUUUGUAAUCAUGUUAGAUUGUAAAUGAUUAAUGAACAAUAUUUGUACUAACAACUAUGUUUUUCAAGCUAUUUUUGCUUGGCAAAGCUUUUCAUUCUUGA